AUGGCCAGUGAUUUGCGAACUUUGUUGAAGCGUGAACGCUUGCUUCAGCAAAAGGUGUCUAUCGUGGAGAAGUUUGUGAUAGCAUUUGACAAGGAUCGUGACGAGUGUGAAGUAGAAGUGCGACUUGAGGGCCUAGAAGAAGUGUAUGUGGAGUUUUUCGUGCUACGUGAGAAGAUUGAGUUGCUGAUGGAAGAUGAGAAGGACGAUGGAGACGACAUCGAUCCUGCUGAGAAGGAUGCAACUAACCGUGAACAACAGAAUUUUCUUGCCGCCGAAAACUUCGAAAACCGCUACUGCAAGUUGAAAGUUGCCCUGUUGAAACUGCUUCCACCGAAGGAUCCAACCCAGCGCAGCGGUGGGACCCCAGCUGAGCAAGCCACUACUCAUUCCAAGGUGAAGUUGCCGGAAAUCAGUUUACCUGUGUUUAGUGGAAAACUAGGAGAGUGGGUGAUGUUCCGUGAUACUUUCCGCAGCCUAAUCCAUCAAAACGGGCAGUUGAAUCCGAUGGAUAAAUUUACCUACCUGAGGACGUCGCUUACGGGAGAUGCUCUAAAGGAAAUCAACACCAUCGAGCUCUCGGCUGCCAACUAUGAGGUUGCGUGGAAAGUUCUCCAGGAACGCUAUGAAAACAAGAAGCUGAUUGUUAAGGCGUAUUUGGAUGCACUGUUUUCACUGGAGCCACUCAAGAGGGAGUCUUACGACGGAUUGAAUCACCUCGUCAGCGAGUUCGAAAAGAACUUGCAGAUGUUGGACAAGGUAGGCGAGCAAACAGCCCAGUGGAGUACAAUUCUCGCCUACAUGCUUUGCGCCCGGAUGGAUACAGCGACGUUGCGUUUAUGGGAAGCGCACCAUAAUUCCAAAAACGUGCCGAUAUACCAGGAUUUGGUAACUUUCCUUCGCAAUCAGUGUUCCGUCCUGCAGUCAAUAGCUCCGUCGAAGUCUACCAGUUCCGAUCAACGCCAGUCGAAGAUUGCUGUGUGCCACGCUGUGGUGAAGAUGUCCAACAAAUGUCCAUUUUGUGGCGAGUCUUGGCAUUCUCCAUUUCACUGUACCAAGUUCCAGAAAAUGAAGGUCACGGAGCGCAACGAAGCGGUGAUGAAGAGCAAGCUGUGUCGGAACUGCCUGCAUCCUGGUCAUUUCUCUAGGACGUGCGAUAAAGGUGUCUGCCACCACUGCCGGCAGAAACACCACACCAUGCUGCACUUCACCCCGGUAAGAUCCUCCGUUCCACCCGCGCAGACGAGAAAUCAAGAAGCCAGCCCACAACAACGUCAACCACAAUCAAACCCACAGCAACCGAACCAACAAGCACACACUCAGUCAAACAAUGCACCCACACACACUGCCAACUCACAAAUCAAUAGACCACAGCCAAGCACAAGUCAACCCAACACAAGCCACAACUACGUUGCACUACCCAAGACACCUACCCACAAUAUUCUUUUGUCAACGGCAAAAGUACGAGUCAAAGACCGUUUUGGAAACAUUAUGCUCGCUCGAGCUUUGUUGGAUUCUUGCUCCCAACACUGUCUCAUGACUAAGGAGUUCUCGAACAAGCUCAAGUUCCGAGUCUCCCCCACAUUCUUAUCAGUGCAAGGCAUUGGGUCUGCACAGAGUGUGUCUACCAAGCGAGUGAGCGCAGAAGUUUCUCCAAGGUCGCGAAUGAUUUCUCCGUUCGAAGAAGAGAUGCAGUUUUUCGUCUUGCCGAAGCUGACUGUUUCGCUGCCGACCUCCAGUUUCAACCCAUCGGAAUGGAACCUUCCUGAGUCGACCUUCAUGGCGGAUCCAGACUUCUACGAAUCUGGGCCGGUGGAUGUGAUAAUCGGGGCGGAGUACUACCUGGAUUUGUUGGCCGAUGGACGGCUGAAAGCGACGGAGAAUGGACCUACACUGCAGAACACUAUUUUCGGCUGGAUCGUUUCUGGCCGAGUUCCGGAUAUCCCAAUCAACGAACCACGUUCCGUAGCCAACGUUUGUUCUACAACGGAGUUGCAAGAGCAGCUAACUAAAUUCUGGGAGAUUGAAACCUGUCGUACGGUCAGCAAUCAUUCCGUGGAAGAAUCUGCUUGCGAGGAGAUUUUUACGCAGACGACACAGUGCGUGACGAAACUGGGCGAUUCAUCGUUACACUACCGAAGAAGGAUUAUCUCGUUGAGAGACUAG
This is a messenger RNA of Aedes albopictus (Asian tiger mosquito), 2163 nucleotides long. RefSeq lists its product as uncharacterized. NCBI's taxonomy places the organism in Eukaryota, Metazoa, Arthropoda, Insecta, Diptera, Culicidae. The transcript has a single exon. The record is from RefSeq and is a predicted model, not a curated record. The coding region runs from base 1 to 2163 and encodes 720 amino acids.